GGAACACACAGAUCUACAUGGAGCAGCCGGCCCUGCCGGGCCCUCUGGGGCCCACACAGUGGGAGUCAGAACACGCGCUUCCUCUCGGAUCUCACCCACUGGAUUCAGACAAUAGAGGCGAGCUCUGCCAAAACAAAGGUGGCCAGACUGGUUUGGAUUUCAGAAACGACGACCAGGAUCAGACUUUACAACAAAGAGAGAGAGACAACUUUCACCUGGACAAACCAGUCGAGUUUGACAACCUAAUAAAUAUCGCUGAUUUCCCCGGCGGAGGUUUGCCGUUUGAUGGAGAUCAGUUCGGUGAUUCCAAAGCUCCUCUUCGUGGUACUUCUCACAUAGAGUCCUUCACAGAAAAGAGACCCGAUGAACUGAGUGACUUCACUCUGUCGUGGCUUCUUCCUCCCAAACUCCGUGAUGUGGUUGAACGAAGCUGUGCCCACGAGGAGCCGAGCCGGACGCAGGAGGCCCGUCUGGAGAGCUCGCGGGCCCUCAGUCGUCAGCCUGAGUCAACACGCCUCAGUCCACCGGCCUCUCCAUCAAAGAUUUCAGACGGGCAUUCCGAUACCGACACGGGGGAUCCGUUUUUGUUGGUGGACCUCUCAAAUGGGUUCUCUUGUCUCCCUCCAGAGUCCCCGGGCGAGUUGAACCCACAGGGUGUCAGCGAGGAGCUGGUGGACCUGUCCCAGGAGGAGGAGGCCGGGGGGGAGGGCGAAGGCAGGGAGACUUUGUCACUUGAAACCAGAGACAAAGGUUUAUUCCCCGAUCAAGUGACCGAUCUGCCUCUCGCCUUGAGCUCGGCCCUGCCAGGUUUACCUGAGAACCGCCUCCCACCAAACAAAGUCCACGAGCCACCGGAGCGCAGCGAGGGAUCCGUGCCUUUGUUGGAUUCAGAGGUUCCGGACUGCGACGGCAGUCUGAGUCUGCGUCCGGACAUUCCUCCCGCCGGUAUCCGCGCAGAUAGACCCGUUCCGUCGGAUUCAUCGGCGGAGGAGUCGGGGGUGGAACAUGCAGGAGCGACUGUGAACAGAAGUGUGACUCCGGAGCAACGGGGGGGGAAUGACUCGUGCGCUCUGCGUCUGUCGGCCGAAGCUCCAUCGCUGACUCUGGCUGACGAUGUCUUCGCCCAGGAGGGAGCUCUGCUCCCGGAGACCUGCUCUGGGGAAACAGAGUCCACGCAUUUGAUGGAGGACGAUAUUUGUUCCGGGGACACAAAUCAAGGGAAUCGGACGAUGGCGUUGGAUCUGUGCGGCUGCCGGCGAGGUCCACGGCGAGGAGACUCUGGGCGCGAAACCCCGGGCGGGGGUCCCGGGCGGACGUGUUCCCGACCCGGCGGCCGGACGGAGGGAAGAGGAGAGGGCGACGGACGGCGGCCGGCUCGCAGGAACAGAUCGUCACCGAGGGGCUUCUUUUGACCUCUCAGUUCAGGAUUUACACACGACUUCUCCUGAGGCCGGCCGGACUCGAGAGCCAACCGGGGAGAGCACUUCUCUGUUUCAGAUGGAGGCAGAUGACUCGCUGCCGAUGGUCUCGGCCGUCACUCCGGGGGAGGAGGACGUCUCCCCGCUGAAAGCUGUGUUCGAUGCUUUAGACCAAGAUGGAGACGGCUUCGUCCGCAUUGAGGAGUUCAUGGAGUUUGCUGCCGCCUACGGGGCCGAUCAGGUGAAGGAUCUGGCCAAGUUUCUGGACCCCAGUGGACUGGGAGUGAUCAGCUUUGAAGACUUCCACCGAGGAAUCUCUGCCAUCAGCAAUGGAGGUCCGGAGCCGCCGCUCUACGGCGUGAGCUACAGCCCAGGCGAUGGAGCCGUGGGCUGCCCCGAGGACUACGACGAGCAGAACGAGGUGACGGACAGCGCGUACCUGGGCUCCGAGAGCACGUACAGCGAGUGUGAGACCUUCACCGAUGAGGACACGGCGGCCCUGGCGCCCCCCGAGAUGCACGAGGAGGUGGAGACGGACAGCGGCAUCGAGGCCGCGCUGCACGACCCCGAAGACGCCGGGAACAGGUUUUCCCUGAACUCUGAGCUACACGACCACUCGCUGGUGCCGGUCGUCGGUGGCGAGGAGGAGCACUUUGAGGACUUUGGGGAGAGCAACACCUCCGAGCUGCUCCUGGAGAGCAGCGCCGAGGGGCCCGCCCCCCCCCCCGGGCCGCCGCCCGAGCAAGUCACCGGCUCCGUCCCGCUCUCCCCCAGUGCACCUGCUCCUCUCCCUGACUGCUUUCAGAGCUUCCUCAGGGAGGAGGCGCUGGACUUUUACUGUAGCCAGUGUCACAAACAAAUAAGUCGUCUCGAGGACCUCUCCACGCGCCUCAAUUUCCUCGAGAUGACGAGCUCAGGCAAGAGGCUGUCCAGUAAGAAAGUCGCACGAAAUCUCCUCCAGAACAGCUCGAUGACUCUGGACACCAUGAGCGACUUGACGCGGGACAUCCUGGAGCUCGCGGACAACGACAUCACCGACAAGGUGCUGCUCCUCGAGCGUCGAGUGGCGGAGCUGGAGAAGGAGUCGGAGUCGUCCGGGGAGCAGCACACGCGGCUGCGCCAGGAGAACCUUCACCUGGUGCACCGAGCCAACGCCCUGGAGGAGCAGCUGAAGGAGACGGAGCUCCAGGCCGACGAGCAGCUGCAGCAGGAGACCCGGCGGCACAAGGAGGCGCUGAUCAAGCUGGAGAGGGAGCGGGGGCUGGAGCUGGAGAACCUGCAGGCCAGGCUGCAGCAGCUGGACGAGGAGAACAGCGAUCUGAGGUCAUGUGUCCCGUGUCUCCGAGCAAACAUCGAGCGACUCGAGGAGGAGAAGAGGAAGCUGCAGGAUGAGACCGACGUCAUGGCCGGCAGGCUGCAGGAGGAGACGGAGUCCCGCAGGAAGAUGGCCGACAAGCUGAGCCACGAGCGCCACCGGAGCCAGAAAGAAAAGGAGUGCACUCAGGAGCUCAUCGAGGACCUGCGUAAACAGCUGGAGCACCUGCAGCUCUACAAGCUGGAGGCCGAGGCCAAGAGAGGGCGCACGCCGGGCGCCGGGCUCCAGGAGUACCAGACACGGACCCGCGAAGCCGAGCUGGAGCAAGAGAUCAAACGACUCAAACAGGACAACCGCAGCCUGAAGGAGCAGAACGACGAGUUGAACGGCCAGAUCAUCAACCUGAGCAUCCAGGGAGCCAAGAACCUGAUGUCGGCCUCCUUCUCCGACUCGCUGGCGGCUGAGAUCAACAAUGUGUCUCGCGUGGAGUUGAUGGAGGCCGUCCACAAACAGGAGGAGAUCAACUUCAGACUGCAGGACUACAUCGACAAGAUCAUCGUGGCCAUCAUGGAGUGCAACCCCUCCAUGCUGGAGGUCAAAUAGGCCUCAAAGACAAACGACCACGAGAGGAUGGGAACAUCCUUCUGGAUCAACAACAACAACAACAACGCACUCAACUCAUCCAGCUCCCCCCACCCCCAUAAGAAGGAUUUAACAUUUUUAAGAAGGCAGUUCAAAUAAGCAUUUUUCAGUUAGAUAUCCCUUAAGUGUGUGUGUGUGUGUGUGUGUGUGUGUGUGUGUGUGUGUGUGUGUGUGUGUGUGUGUGUGUGUGUGUGUGUGUGUGUGUGUGUGUGUGUGUGUGUGUGUGUGUGUGUGUGUGUGUGUGUGUGUGUGUGUGUGUGUGUGUGUGUGUGUGUCAACCCUCAUGAAUACACUUGGGUUCUGGUGACCUCCAUGUAUUUGGCUUGAGGGACCUGAGUCUGGUGGUGAGCGUGUGAAUAUAUUAUUGUGUGCAAGAGGUCAGUAUCAUAAACGGUCAAAAAUACCCCCCCCCCCAAAAAAAAUUGUCAAUGUUUUUGAGCUAAGAAAACACAAUCAGACAGUUCUCCAGUACCGAAAGGUGUUGGUUGAGUCUGGCGUGGUGGAGGCGUGGUGGAGGCGUGUGGAGGCGUGAGGCGUGUGGCGUGUGGCGCUGAGCUCCUGAGCCGUGUUGUAUCCCAAAGGGAGGAACACGCGUGAAGCGCUGCCAUCAGGUUCCUCUUCAAGUUCACCUGUCCACUGUCCAUCAAACCCAAGUGAGGGACGCUUCUCAGGGUCGAUGACGAGGAACGCCCGGGUGUGUGUGUGUGUGUGUGUGUGCGUGUGUGCGUGAGGUGUUUGACCGUUUUGUUGGUUGUAGCUCAGAAGGUUUUAGCUUCAAUGUCCCAAAUGAAGGAGGUGGUUUAUAAUUAGUCUCAUCUUGUGUUUCACAAUGAAACGGGGUCCCGGGGCUCAGGUGGGCUGGGAAACUCAAGCGGAAACAAAAGACUACAUUUCCCAUCACUCCCAGCAAAACAGAUGAAAUACAGCAAGCUGAUCUCACUAAGUGUAGACAGAUGCUCUAACUGACUAAAUAUAACUCUUGAAUCACGCUGAAGGGAAGCUGAUGAGGGAUUCUGGGAGUUGUAGUUCUGUGUUUGCGCCCCGCCUCUGAGCCCAGUGUCCUGCUGAGUGAACGGAGCUCCUCCAGGUGACACACCUUCUGUUUGGCCGGCACGAGUGAUUUAUGUUGUUGAGACUGAAGAAUACUGACAUUCGACAAGUUGUAUGUGAAUAAUCAAAUGGUUGUACUUUGCACUAAGUUUUGAUUUUAUUUCACGAUUGUUUAGAUGAUAGAAAAGAAGAAAACACGUUUAUUGUAUUGAAGGGAUCAAAUCUAAAUGGUGAUGAUGUUGACGUCCCGCUCACAGCGACGGACAACGCGUCUCACUCAGUCUGAUUGAGAGGGAGACGUUCAAGAUAUGACUCAACUACAUUUAGCAGUCUUAAGACGAGUUAUAUUUUCUGUUACAUAUUGUAUUAUCAGCCGUCAGCAGUUCAGAUGAGCUUUCUCUCUGGCUAUUGGCCAGUUUUAUUGUUUUCCAGACCAUAUAUAUAUAUAUAUUUAUAUAUAUAUAAAUAUUACUGAAGAGAUGUGGACCUUGGUGGAGGGCAGACGACACAGAUCUGCUCUUCUUCCUCUGCUGACCGUCUCGUUCAGAGGCGUGCGGACGGCCGUCGGGCCGGUGCCGGGCGCAUCGGUGCCGCAGCGCCGUCGCUUCUGGACUUUGGACUCAGAAUCCGGGCGUGAGUUCCACCUCCCGGACCUCGUGGGGAGGUUGUUCUUCGUCCGACAGCAUGGCAUUCUGCACCAAGAUGCUCAGAAUAACUCCUCUUGCUCCCCCUGUUCACGUCUCUACGUCACUCUCUUCACCUGCCACUCCAUGUGGAAAAAAAAUGGCCUUGGAUGUAAAUGAAUUGUACAUGUAAAGUUUUUUCUACACUCAUUCUAGAUUGUAGGUAUUUUUAUAGUGGGAAGAAGAGAACAUGUCUUCUCCUUGAGAGAGACAGCUGCCUGUAUUCCUCUCGCAUGUAGCGUGUACAGUUCCUGUUGUUUCUGUUCUCCUCGUUUGGGAAUCAGAUAUUUAUUCAUCGCCACAAAUGACGAGGCUCGCCCGGCGUGAUCGGGUCCACCCGAUAUAUCUUUGUACAUUUUUUAAAUUCACGGCAAAUUCAUUGUUUUGGGGGGGAGCGUUAUUGAAUUCAGAGAGUUGCUCAAAGUCUUUGGUGACUCCAUCGUGUUCUGAGCAGCUUGAACGCGCCGCCGCCCGUCGAGGUCGCGGCGCUCUUCCGUCCCGCUGCGUUGCCGUGACCUCCUCAGGGUUGUGACUUUUGGCCGAGUCUGCAGUUCCUCCCGUUGUCUUCCCAGCUGGACUCAGGUCCUGCAUGAAAACACAGAUGCUCAUGACGCCGCUCUGGUUCAGCGGCCGAUGUUUGGACUGACAUCACAUCCGUGGUUUCGGUUCGUUGUGAGGCCUCAUGACGUCAUCGCGCUGCUGCGUCGGCUGCCUGUCUUCAGGUGUGAGCCACGGUUUCCCCAACAUCUUCGGUCUUUAUAGUCACGAAUCCUUUUGGCACUGAAACGGGAAACAGCAGGCUUCUCGUGAGUCGCUCCCCACUUCAUAUUUCGGUGCGUUCGGCAGAUAUUUUGACGACUAACGAAACAGAAAACUGAGGUUUGAGACCCCAGAGCUGACCAGACAUUCCUCUGGCUGCAGAGCUGAAGGUGACUGCACUUUAACCACCCAUCCAUUGUAACUCCUGCUUUCAAAAUGACCAAAGACAGAGGCUCCAGCUUGAACUGGUCGUUUUAGCCGUCGGGGUUCGUGACCUCUUGAUAACGUCCUCCGGUUCUUAUUCAUCCCCAGACUCCUCGCCCUGAAGGAACCCUCUGCUAGUCAAACACUGUGCCUCUGCGUCUCAAACUUUGCCUCGAUGCGAACUGACGAUGAGCCCGGGGUCAGUUUAUUAAAUUAUAAUUAUAGAACUAAACUGUAAAUAUGAAUUGUCAUUUCUGUGAACUUGUCCUCCUCUCACGCUCACUUCCAGUGUCCAAAGAAAGUUUGCUCAAGGCACAGACGUCACUACUGGAGCGUGCAUGGCUUGCCCUUCAUUACGCGACACGGGGAGAUGCAAAGAGAAUAUUGUCGAAUAGAGAAAUUGCAAAAGUUAAAUGUAUUCCUAUUUUCAAAGAUACAUGUAUAAAUUAUAACAAUAUUGGUUACAGCUGUAUAUUAUUUUUGAAGAUUCCUAAAUGAUUUAAUCAUGUUAAUGGAGAAAUAUUAUUUCAGUCAUUGUAAAAAGAACAAUUUAGAGGUAAGGCAGUGAAAGUAAGAUUAGAAAAAUAAAUGGAAUAAAACCA
Molecule: messenger RNA, 6673 nt
Organism: Pseudoliparis swirei
Lineage: Eukaryota; Metazoa; Chordata; Actinopteri; Perciformes; Liparidae
Gene: rab11fip3
Product: RAB11 family interacting protein 3 (class II)
Exons: 14
Coding region: 1498-3336 (612 amino acids)
Biological process (GO): regulation of cytokinesis; endocytic recycling
Cellular component (GO): recycling endosome membrane; midbody; cleavage furrow
Molecular function (GO): calcium ion binding
Source: RefSeq, a predicted model, not a curated record